Messenger RNA from Paraphaeosphaeria sporulosa, 4090 nucleotides. RefSeq lists its product as uncharacterized. NCBI's taxonomy places the organism in Eukaryota, Fungi, Ascomycota, Dothideomycetes, Pleosporales, Didymosphaeriaceae. Bases 293 to 3760 code for a protein of 1155 amino acids. The transcript has 2 exons. The record is from RefSeq and is a predicted model, not a curated record.
GCGCAGCGUCGUGCCUUCCUCACUUACAACUUUGGGUCAGCAGUCGCACCUGCCCGCUUCACCGCUGCUGCCAUUUUCCUUUUCCUGUACCACCAACGUCUCUUUUCACUCUCUCCUCUCUUCUUGUCUCUCAACUCUACGCCCGACGUUAUCUAUUUCCUUCCCAUUACACUUCGCACGGACGCGUCCGAGUUGAUUGCGCCGAACAACUCCAACACGGAUGCGAGUACUUGGUCCCAGCCUACAGAAAGCGGAGCGAGUUUACCAGGAUAGUCCACCCGAAUGGUAAAGCAUGGCAACAACCAUGUCCCAAUCGCUUGAGAACGCGCUCAUUGAUCCCGAUGACAAUGCCGCCUGCCACACUCUACACCAGUUGUUGAUCAGAAAGACGACCCCAGCGUCGCCUGCUCGUCCGGCAACUGCAAAGGCAUACCUCGAAGCCUUCUGCGACCAGAGACGCCACGUUAUACGCCGAAGAUGGACUGGACUACUUCUAGCGAGACUACUCGAGUCCUGUCUCGACGUAGCGCGCCACCUGAGACGAACCCCGGACGACCUCUUUCGUAUCGGUGCUGUCAUUCUGGGGCUGAACGAGGCUGAAGAGACGAAAAUAGUGGCGGGCCUGAUAAUUCGGGCCGGACUUUCUCAAGGGAUCAAGUUCUCGGACUUCUGGUCUGAGAAAAAGGUUCACGCUACGUCCACACUCUUCCCCACCGAGGCAGAUACAUCUUGGAUGAAAGCAUUUCAAGAUUACCUGGAUACUAUUUCGGGACUUUCGCCCAAGAGCUCUUCGCCCAAACUAGUACUCUUGUAUCCAGUGGCAUUUACAGCUGCGGACGGUUAUCGGUGGUCACCGCACGACGAGAACCUGCCUCUACUUUUGAUCGAAAGCCAUAUGCUCACCAUCAUCACGCCUGCGUCGGCUCUCCAUGAGAUUGAGUUCGUGUACAUACCGUUCGGAUCUAUCAAAAACGUCCGCUGCAAGCCCUCGAGUCCAUACGACUCCCAAGGUGGAGUGGUGCCGACCACCCCUUGGGCUGUAGUACUAGAGUUCAUAUCGAUCCCUACACCAUAUCAGGUGAACUGUUCGGAACAGUCUGGCAAUGAGUUCACGGUGAUCAUGGAGACCAGGGCGGAUGCUAAAGACUGCGAGCGCUUCAUCAAUGAUACUGUCCGUCCACAGAGGAAUACAAGCGACUUUACAGAUACCCCCAGUCCGGCGCUCAGCAGCGAUUCGAACAAGGGCAAGGUCAUGAAAGGCAGUACACAAGCACUCUCACAGGGCGGAGUAAUCAUGUUCGACAGGUCACAGCGGGAGGGCAGCAUCGUUCAGGGCAGCCAGCAAGCACAUCAAGCCGCUUUAAAGGCAGCCCAAGCUCCACGCACGGAAGCAGCUCACAGCAAAUGUGGUGUACUUCCGGAGGUGAAGAAGUUACUACGUUUGGACAGUCUCCAGUCCGUGCCAGACGCUACGCUCACUGAUUUCGAGUUUCCCGAUCACUCACCAUCGAUUAAGCGACCAUCGAAAUCCAGGACCAAGAAGCUGCCUGUCAAUCGAACUGGAAAUGCAGUCUUGCAGACUUCAGCCCCAAAUUCAAACACUCGGAAGCCCGCUGCAUCGAAGUCGAAGUUGAAGAGCCAGGAGAGAAGCCAGUCGGAUGCCGACGAUGACCAAAUUGAAAUUAUUGACAAAGAGGACGUAUCAGACCCCAGAGCCCAUCAGAUCGAAAAGGCCACGGAGGUAACUAAAGAGUCAAAACCUAUCGACAAAGAAAUCAGAGGACCACAGCGCCGACAAGCAGACGUUUUCGGUAUUCCGGAAGAGAUGCAAGAAGAUAAGAAAGGUGCUCGGGGUACGAGGCGAACACGUGCGGUGCCAAUGACAUACAAGGAAGACACUUCAUCCGAAGAAGAAAGCGCGGCUUCCGAUUUUGUUAAGAGGGAGAGGGCGAAGACGUCUCGCAACCGUGCUUCAAGGACUGUGACCAAGAAAGAACCGUUGUCGUUAUCGCCAGCGAGAAGUGCGACAAGCAAGAGAAGAGCCAGGAAAGCCAAAGCAGGCACAAGGCCGCUGCAGCUGCUGAAGGGCUCUUUGCUAUCCAACCUACAGCCAACGGCAGUCGCCAAAAGAGAUCAUAAGGCCAAACUUGCCGGAGCAGGUGACGAACAGCGCGGUCAAGGAAAGUCUACUGUUUUAGCCGAGACCAAGCACAAGACCCAGGCGCCGAGUGCUCCACGCCAGGAGAACCGGAGCUCUGAGGCGCACAUCUUAGGAAGACUGAAUGAUAUAGAUUGCGACGACGAGCCUGGUAGGACUAAUGCUUUGAAGAAUAAGGACAGUGUAGCAUCGCGAAAACGAACUGCUGCUAGCAUCACGCCUUCAACGCCGCGCUUCAAACGGGCCAAACUGGAUCACGAUGAGAUGAGAGCGAACGCAGAAGUAGACGAGUCGAUGUCUAUGAAACCUCCCAGUACAGUCGCUCCUGUAAGGGUUCUUCAGGAGCCGUCGAGUCCUUGUGGCAGUCGAAACAUGCAGGCUCCGCCUAAACCAGUCUCUGAGGAACCUAUACGCAUGAUCUCACCAAAGACGAAUACUAUGGUACGGUCACGAAAACAGCUUGAUGAGCGUCAAACACCGGUCCACCAGCUCGGCAAGCGGAGUCACUCUGGCAUGUCUGCCAGUUUGGAACUUCUUUCGAGCAACAGCAAACCAACUCCUGCAUCACCUCGCGCAGCCUCCACAGCCAUUUCGGGACAUGCAGACCAGCGCCAGGUCAUCAUGGAGCAGGCGCAAGGCGAGUACAAAAUCGAAAAGAGCGAUCCUUUCCGGGCGAAUCGUCGAAAGAUCAGCGAGUUCACUCGCCGGCUCACGGGAAGCACAGGGCAACAAUCAAAGCCCACAGAAGGAAUGUCUCAAAACCACCCAAUCGAGCUGGGUGAUAGCCCAAGCAGCGCUUCUAGUGAAGCUCUUCCGCCACCGGUACAGAGUCCGGUAACGAAGUCAAGUCAUACCGGCAUCUCUCAACCCAUCGAUAUACUUCAAAUUCGAACACCAAAGCGCUCACGGAGCCGAUUCGUGGAACGAUCGGUUGCCGAAACCCUGCCGACGAUGGAAUCUCCCCAAGUUCACCCCGGCUACCUUUCACGGCACGAAGCGUCUCUCCAUGAUGGUACCCCUCAAAUCAAAACAGGUUAUCCUUUACGGCAAGAAACGUCUCAUUGUAAUGGUAAUCGUCAAGACCACCAAGGAGCGGUAGAAGCUCUUCGUGCUAACAAUUCUGAGAUCGGAGGUGAUACGCUAGUUGACUUCGAGGAACCACCACAAGUUCAGGACGAGGCCUUCUUACCCGACCUUAGGUCAUCGCCUCCGCCAAUGGGUUCACCAAGCAGCCACAGCUCGACUUCUGCAGAAUCUGAACCCAAGACUGAUCCUCCCGUCACAACAUCUCAAGCUGAGGAGAUGGAAUGGGAGGCUAGUCUGCAACCUUAUCAGCGCGAUUUGAAAGACCAACUGCUCCGCGUCUCCAAUCGUGUCUUGCAACACAUUAUUGAUAAUGAGUCUGCUGCUAGCGACAUCGCAGACACCUACGCCAAAGAUGGACGGCAUUCGUUGGAUCUACUGUUCCAGAGCCAUGAGCAAGAGUUCAAUGCCAUGCACAAAGAUGUCAAACAGAAAAAGGCUAAUUUGAACGAGGCCACCGAAAAAGUGUUGUCGAAGCUUCGCCUGGUGCGUCAGACGAUUGAGGACGAGACUGAAUGAAGACUGCCUGCGCACUUGCUAACGAAUGCCUAUCUUCCAUUGUUCCAACUGUUAUGUACGAUACGGCGGUAAUGAUACCAGACAGGACACCCUCGAUGGCGCCUAAAACAUGGAUGGAAAAGGGCAGCAAGGUAUUUUGGAGAAGCCAAGGUUAUGGCAAGAUGAGCUAUUGGGCUGCUGAAAUCUGGAUGGGUUCGCAGCAACCCCGGUGUUCAAGGGCCAUGUCUUACAGCGACAGUGGGCGAUGCCUCGCACCAGUUGUGUACUUUUAUAGUUUCAUCGACUAGAUGUACGACUCACUGAUGAAUAAUCAGUACAUAGGCACGGUGU